ACAUACAGCUGUGAGUUGUGUGGAAAGGCUUUCGCCCAGGCUGGAAGUUUAAAAAGACACCAACUCAUCCACAGGGGAGUUAAACCUUACAGCUGUGAUGAGUGUGGGAAGGAUUUUACCCGGGCUGAAACUUUAAAAACACACCAACUCAUCCACAGUGGAGUUAAACCGUACAGCUGUGAUGAGUGUGGGAAGUAUUUUACCCGGGGUGGAGACUUAAAAAGACACCAACUCAUCCACAGUGGAGUUAAACCGUACAGUUGUGACUUGUGUGGAAAGUCUUUUACCUGGGCUGAAAACUUAAAAACACACCAACUCAUCCACAGUGGAUUUAAACCUUACAGCUGUGAGUUGUGUGGAAAGUCUUUUGCCCAGGCUGGAGGUUUAAAAAGACACCAACUCAUCCACAGGGGAGUUAAACCGUACAGUUGUGACUUGUGUGGAAAGUCUUUUACCUGGGCUGAAAACUUAAAAACACACCAACUCAUCCACAGUGGAUUUAAACCUUACAGCUGUGAGUUGUGUGGAAAGUCUUUUGCCCAGGCUGGAGACUUAAAAAGACACCAACUCAUCCACAGUGGAGUUAAACCGUACAGUUGUGACUUGUGUGGAAAGUCUUUUACCUGGGCUGAAAACUUAAAAACACACCAACUCAUCCACAGUGGAUUUAAACCUUACAGCUGUGAGUUGUGUGGAAAGUCUUUUACCGAGUCUGGAGGUUUAAAAAGACACCAACUCAUCCACAGUGGAGUUAAACCUUACAGCUGUGAGUUGUGUGGAAAGUCUUUUACCCAGGCUGGAUGCUUACAAAGACAUGGCCUCAUCCACAGUAGAUUUAAACCUUACAGCUGUGACUUGGGUGGAAAGUCUUUUACCCAGACUCGAGACUUAAAAAAACACCAACUCAUCCACAGGGGAGUUAAACCUUACACCUGUAACUUGGGUGGAAAGUCUUUUACCCAGACUCGAGACUUAAAAAAACACAAACUCAUCCACAGGGGAGUUAAACCUUACAGCUGUGACUUGGUUGGAAAGUCUUUUACCCAUGCUCGAGACUUAAAAAACCACCAACUCAUCCACAGGGGAGUUAAACCUUGCAGCUGUGACUUGUGUGGAAAGUCUUUUACCCAGGCUGGAGACUUAAAAAAACACCAACCCAUCCACAGGGGAGUUAAACCUUACAGCUGUGAUGAGUGUGGGAAGGAUUUUACCCGGACUGGACAUUUAAAAACACACCAACUCAUCCACAGUGGAGUUAAACCGUACAGCUGUGACUUGUGUGGGAAGUAUUUUACCCGGGGUGGAGACUUAAAAAGACACCAACUCAUCCACAGGGGAGUUAAACCGUACAGUUGUGACUUGUGUGGAAAGUUUUUUACCCGGGCUGAAAACUUAAAAACACACCAACUCAUCCACAGUGGAUUUAAACCUUACAGCUGUGAGUUGUGUGGAAAGUCUUUUGCCCAGGCUGGAGGUUUAAAAAGACACCAACUCAUCCACAGUGGAGUUAAACCUUACAGCUGUGAGUUGUGUGGAAAGUCUUUUACCGAGUCUGGAGGUUUAAAAAGACACCAACUCAUCCACAGUGGAGUUAAACCUUACAGCUGUGAGUUGUGUGGAAAGUCUUUUACCCAGACUCGAGACUUAAAAAAACACCAACUCAUCCACAGGGGAGUUAAACCUUACACCUGUGACUUGGGUGGAAAGUCUUUUACCCAGACUCGAGACUUAAAAAAACACCAACUCAUCCACAGGGGAGUUAAACCUUACAGCUAUGACUUGGUUGGAAAGUCUUUUACCCAUGCUCGAGACUGA
Messenger RNA from Pelmatolapia mariae (spotted tilapia), 1815 nucleotides. Its product is annotated as zinc finger protein 729-like. The record is from RefSeq and is a predicted model, not a curated record. The annotation marks the transcript as partial. Gene Ontology annotation, cellular component: nucleus. Gene Ontology annotation, biological process: regulation of gene expression. NCBI's taxonomy places the organism in Eukaryota, Metazoa, Chordata, Actinopteri, Cichliformes, Cichlidae. The transcript has a single exon.